CGCUUGGCCGGCGGGCCGUCCUCCCAGCCCACGACGCCGCUCACGUCACCGCAGCGCGAGACCCCGCCAGGACCACCUGGAGUAGCACCAGCCCCGGGGCCAUCCCACAGCCUGGGCCUAAAUGUCCACAGCAUGACCCCAGCUACCUCUCCAAUCGGUGCAUCGGGAGUAGCCCACCGAAGCCAGAGCAGCGAAGGAGUGAGUUCACUCAGCAGUUCUCCAUCUAACAGCCUUGAAACACAAUCUCAGUCUCUCUCUCGGUCUCAGAGCAUGGAUAUUGAUAGUGUCUCCUGUGAGAAAAGUAUGUCCCAGGUAGAUGUGGAUUCAGGAAUUGAAAAUAUGGAGGUCGAUGAAAAUGAUCGCAGAGAGAAAAGGAGCCUGUCGGAUAAGGAGCCUCUGUCUGGGUCUGAAGUAUCUGAGGAACAAGCUCUUCAGCUGGUCUGUAAGAUCUUCAGAGUUUCUUGGAAGGACCGAGAUAGAGAUGUCAUCUUCCUGACUUCACUUUCUGCUCAAUUUAAGCAGAACCCAAAGGAAGUGUUUUCCGAUUUUAAGGACUUGAUUGGACAGAUUUUAAUGGAAGUUCUGAUGAUGUCCACCCAGUCAAAAGAUGAAAACCCCUUUGCCAGCCUGACAGCUACAUCACAACCAAUUGCUGCAGCUGCCCGGUCACCUGAUAGAAGCCUGAUUUUAAACACUGGCUCCAACCCAGGAACCAGCCCUAUGUUCUGUAAUGUAGGCUCCUUUGGUUCCAGUUCAUUAUCCAGUCUCUAUGGGACUAGUCCAGCUCCUACUAUCAGUUUCACAAGCUAUGUACCAAUGACUGGUUCAUCUCUUACCCCACCAGCCAGUUCAGUUGCCUCCACAUCAGUGCCUUCCAUUUCUGUCAGCUCUCACCUCACAGCAGCAAGCCCUUCUGCGACGCAGCCCUCCUCUCCGAGUGUGGGAGGCUCUGGCAGCUCAAGUGUUUCCGAUACCUGCAGUGACCACUUCACCAUUGAAACUUGUAAGGAGACAGAGAUGCUGAACUACCUCAUUGAGUGUUUUGACAGAGUUGGAAUAGAGGAGAGAAAAGCACCAAAGAUGUGUAGCCAGCCAACAGUUAGUCAGCUACUGAGCAACAUCCGAUCCCAGUGCAUUUCCCAUGCCGCGUUGGUGCUCCAGGGAUCCUUAACACAACCAAGGUCCCUGCAGCAGCAGUCUCUGCUGGUACCAUAUAUGCUGUGUAGGAACCUUCCAUUUGGCUUCAUCCAGGAACUGGUGAGAACAACUUAUCAGGAUGAAGAGGUGUUCAAACAGAUCUUUAUCCCUAUCUUACAAGGCCUGGCUCUGGCUUCCAAAGAGUGCUCUCUGGAUAGUGACAACUUUAAGUACCCCCUUAUGGCAUUGUGUGAACUUUGUGAAAUCAAGUUUGGGAAAACACAUCCCAUGUGCAGUCUGGUUGUAUCUUUGCCCUUGUGGUUGCCUAAAUCUUUAAGCACAGGUGCAGGAAGAGAGCUGCAAAGACUUUCCUAUCUCGGAGCCUUCUUUAGUCUCUCUGUCUUUGCUGAAGAUGAUAACAAAGUUGUUGAAAAGUACUUCUCAGGGCCUGCCAUUACUCUUGAAAAUACCCGGGUUGUUAGCCAGUCUUUGCAACAUUACCUGGAAUUAGCAAGGCAAGAGCUGUUCAAAAUUCUGCACAGUAUUUUACUGAACGGUGAAACUCGAGAAGCAGCUCUCAGUUACAUGGCAGCUGUUGUCAAUGCCAACAUGAAGAAGGCCCAGAUGCAGACGGAUGAUCGUUUGGUAUCUACUGAUGGCUUCAUGCUCAACUUUUUAUGGGUACUACAGCAACUAAGUACGAAGAUAAAGCUGGAAACGGUUGAUCCCACGUACAUCUUUCACCCCAGGUGUCGUAUUGACCUUCCAACAGAUGAGACAAGAGUGAAAGCAACAAUGGAGGAUGUUGCAGCCUGGAUUGCUGAGCUCUACAGGGAUCAGUCUUCAUUUUCUGAGCCGAAAUUCCCAACGGAAUGUUUCUUCCUCACCUUGCAUGCCCAUCAUCUCUCCAUUCUGCCCAGCUGCCGUCGGUACAUACGUAGACUGCGGGCCAUCAGGGAGCUCAACAGAACUGUUGAAGACCUGAAAAACAAUGAAAGUCAGUGGAAGGAUUCUCCUCUCGCUACAAGGCAUCGAGAGAUGCUCAAACGUUGCAAGACACAACUUAAAAAACUGGUGAGGUGCAAGGCUUGUGCAGAUGCUGGUUUGCUGGAUGAAAACUUUCUUAGGAGAUGUCUGAAUUUCUAUGGCAUGGUGAUUCAGCUGAUGCUUCGCAUUCUAGACCCUGCCUAUCCCAACAUAAAACUGCCUUUAGCUCCUGACGUUCCGAAGGUAUUUGCAGCGUUGCCAGAGUUUUAUGUAGAAGAUGUUGCUGAAUUUUUGUUUUUUAUUGUACAAUAUGCUCCUCAGGUGCUUUAUGAGCCCUGUACUCAGGACAUCGUCAUGUUCCUUGUUGUGAUGCUGUGCAACCAGAACUACAUCCGAAACCCUUAUCUGGUAGCCAAGCUGGUGGAAGUGAUGUUCAUGACAAAUCCAGCUGUUCAGCCCCGAACACAGAAGUUCUUCGAGAUGAUUGAGAAUCAUCCUCUCUCCACCAAAUUGCUAGUCCCCUCCUUGAUGAAAUUUUACACAGAUGUUGAACAUACUGGAGCCACUAGUGAAUUCUAUGACAAGUUUACAAUUCGCUACCACAUCAGCACCAUUUUCAAAAGCCUUUGGCAGAAUAUAGCUCACCAUGGUACCUUCAUGGAAGAGUUCAACUCUGGGAAGCAGUUUGUUCGCUACAUCAACAUGCUGAUAAAUGAUACAACUUUCUUGCUGGAUGAGAGUCUGGAGUCCCUAAAACGUAUCCAUGAAGUGCAAGAGGAAAUGAAAAAUAAAGAGCAAUGGGACCUGCUGCCCAGGGAUCAGCAGCAGGCUCGGCAGUCGCAGCUCGCGCAGGAUGAGCGUGUGUCUCGUUCAUAUCUUGCCCUGGCAACGGAAACUGUUGAUAUGUUCCAUAUCCUUACCAAGCAGGUUCAAAAGCCUUUCCUCAGACCUGAACUUGGACCACGAUUAGCUGCUAUGCUGAACUUCAAUCUACAGCAACUGUGCGGCCCCAAGUGCCGUGACCUGAAAGUUGAAAACCCUGAGAAAUAUGGGUUUGAACCAAAGAAGCUGUUGGACCAACUGACUGAUAUUUAUCUACAGUUAGAUUGUGCUCGCUUUGCUAAAGCAAUUGCUGAUGAUCAGGUAAUCUCCCAAAAAAAAAUGGGAGAGGAGGGGUGGAAGUAUUUGGGAACUUUGCAGAAUAUGCCA
This is a messenger RNA of Tinamus guttatus (white-throated tinamou), 3333 nucleotides long. The record is from RefSeq and is a predicted model, not a curated record. Lineage: Eukaryota; Metazoa; Chordata; Aves; Tinamiformes; Tinamidae.